ACGUGCACACACGCACACACACACACAUACCGAACGAGACGCGAGGAGAGAAGAGGAGUGGAGAGAAUGCCUGGUGAAAGGGUGGCGCUUCCUCGCUUGCUGCUUCCAGGGCCUCUGUGAGAGAGAUACCAUGGGCUGCAUCGGCUCCCGGACCAUCACAGCGGAUGCUGUUCCUGUACGGAAAGAUGAGGAACAGCACGGGCGUGCUGAGUUUUCCUGGGAAGGAAUCAAUCUCUCUAUGGAGGACACUUCCUCCAUCCUGCCUCAUCUGAAGAGGAACUCCAACGCUUACGGGAUCGGUGCUCUGGCUAAGUCCUCACUGACAGGUGUGUCAGGCGUGUCCCGUUCCAUGAAGGAUAAAGUAACUAAGCCCACUGCCAUGGCCUCAGGCAAAGUGGCUCACAUGAUCGAAUGGCAGAGCUGGAACACACCAUCCAAUGGGACUGAAGGGAAUGUGGUCGCCAAAAUCCCAACCUCGCAACGCGAGAAGGAGAGGCGGAUGGAGAGCGAAAUGUACAGUGAACUCAGUGAAGGAGAAAAGGAGGCCCGCUUCACUGCAGGAUUAAUGGCACAAUUUGCCUUAUCGGAGGCUACUUUGCUGGGCUGGAGAUCUAUGGAGGAAGACGGCCUUUGUGCUGGCUCCAAACAUGGCAGUGUGGCACACCUCAGUGAGACCAACCAGGAGAGCAUCACCAGCAGAGACCAGGCGAUGCAUCACUCCUCAGCUGACGUGUGGCCCAACACUUACGUCGCCCAGGGCCUCUACUGCCUCUCCUCCUCUGACGCCUGGGAGCCAAUUAGCAACGAUCCCUCGGGCGUGGCCUCGCCGGCCACCUACAUCAUGGCAGGUGGGGGAGGAGGGACACCCGGUGAGGGCUACGGUGAGAUGGACAACGGUGGCGUCUUCAUCCAGCAGCAGCAGCCCCAACAGCUCACGCUGCAGCAGCAGAGCCAGUUGCAGCUCCAGCAGUUGCAGCAGAUCCAGCUGUACCAGCACCAGCAGCUAAUGCUCUACCAACAGCAACAGGCAAUGGAACACAGGCUACACAGUGCAAACCACUCCCUCCAAGCCACGCCCAACAGCACUAUCCACAGUCUGGGCCUGCCUACUCACCCUCGCCUGGCUGACCUAUGGGGCUCUGCGCAGGUGGAGAUUGUUGGACAGAUGAGCGGGCCAAUGGCUGACAUGGUUAGUGGUGUGGUUGAGACCUUGGGGGAGGAGCCAGAGGAGGAGAGCGAUUGCAUUCCAGAGCAACAGGAAGAGGAGGAGACUAAGGAAGAUGAGGUUACGUUAACCUUAGAACCAACUUUGACCCCGUCCCCGCUUAGAGAAGACGCCACCCCGAUUGGAGGCACCAGUCCACAACUAGCACGCACAGAACUAAUGGCAGAGCGCAUACCCUUUGUGGUCACACCCUGCAUUGUCCAAUCGUUGGAGGAGAAGGACGAAGAGGUGGUGAAGGGGUCUAUUGUUGCCGUGGCGACCAAUUGAGGGGGAUAGUCAGAAAGAGAGACUGACAAACAGGAUAUACUUAUCAAUAAUCAACCAAUCAAGCUAUUCUUCCCCCCUUCCAGCUAUUUACCCACUCUGGGACUGAGAAAAAACAGAACAACUUUUCCUGGAGGAGAAAGUAUUGGAUAUGACAAUGAUGAAAGGGAACUUUAAAGACAACUCAUUGACUGCUAAAAUGUGUAGGUUUGCAUAAACGUGAGUACUUGUUUUGCAGUGAUAUUGAACUAUGGAAAUGAAAUUGAAAGAACGGAGUAGAGAGAAAGAAAAAGAAUGCUGGGAAAAGAUCAGUGCAAUACAGAAAAUCACGAGACAACCAAAAGAAAGUGCAUGCUUUUGAAAGUAAUUUAACGAUAAUAGUAAACCGUAUACAAAGUAAAAAUAUCUAAAUGAUUUUUUAUAAAAACGAAAAAUGAAAUAAAGUAAUAUGUAUUAGUGUGUUUGUGUGUGUGUGUGCGUGCGUGCGUGUGUGUGCAUGUAUGUGUAUGUGAGAGUGUUCAAA
Molecule: messenger RNA, 2012 nt
Organism: Coregonus clupeaformis (lake whitefish)
Lineage: Eukaryota; Metazoa; Chordata; Actinopteri; Salmoniformes; Salmonidae
Exons: 9
Coding region: 131-1492 (453 amino acids)
Source: RefSeq, a predicted model, not a curated record